GUCAUAGAACGCUACCCAGAGUUUUACACCAACUGCUCUGCUGUGUUUGAGGAGCCUGGGAGUGAGGUUGAUCUCUAUGUGUAUGUGGUGGGGUCUCUUGGUCUGGUGGCUCUGGCAGUGACGGUGCUUCUGACUGCACUGGCCAUCAGCCACUUCUGCCGCAGAUACCGCCUCAGGAAACAAAUGAGGAGAGCCUUGCUGACCUGCAAUCCAAUGUUCACGAGAUGUGACCCCAGCAACAAACACUGUGGAUCCGCGCUAUGGGAAGCACCCAAAGCGGAUGACUGGGAGCUGCCCAGUCCCAGUAUCCUCCUCACUGAUGAGCAACCUCUCGGAGAAGGCUGCUUCGGCACUGUCCACAGAGGUGUCGUCAAAGGCCCCAUCCUCCAUAGUCGAACGAUGAAAAAC
This is a messenger RNA of Geodia barretti, 408 nucleotides long. The record is from the annotation of a GenBank genome assembly. NCBI's taxonomy places the organism in Eukaryota, Metazoa, Porifera, Demospongiae, Tetractinellida, Geodiidae.